UAUUUCGAUGUUUUAAUAAACAUCUAACCAGCGCCAGGAUCACUAGUAUUUCUUGUCCUUUUUCGAUUUUUAUUCGCAUAAUUUAUCCAUAAAUCAUGUCUGACGAAGAAGAAUACAGUGAAGAAGAAAUUGAAGAACCAGAACCAGAGGUUCGUAAACCACAGCCACCAAAACAGGCUGAAAAACCAGCCGAAGCACAAUCAGAAGCUGAAGCUGCUAUGGAUGAAAAAAUUCGUAAAAAGAAACAAGAAGAAGAAGAACAAUGGUCAGAAUAUAUUGAACAACGUAAAAAACAAAAACAAAAAGAAGAAGAGGAAUUAAGAAAACUUAAAGAAAGACAAGCAUUACGUAAACAAAAACGUGCUGAACAAGAACGUAUGUUGGAAGAAUGGCGUUUAAAACAAGAAGCUCAACGUAUUAAAGAAUUGGAAGAAAGACGAUCGAAAGAAGCUGAAGCUAAACGUAAACGUUUGGAAGAAGCGGAAAAAAAACGUGCUGCUAUGCAAGCUGCAUUGAACAAACAGAAUACCGGUUCAGGUAAAAUUGAACGUAAUUUUGUUAUUACAAAACGAUCCGAUGGUGGACCGGGUGCAGCUCUUGGUAAUACUGGAUUCGAUCGAUUUUCAAACGUUAUAUCGGCACGAUCUGAAAUGGGCAAAACUAAAGAACAACUUAUUGAAGAUAAACGAAUUGCCAUGUCUUUUCGUGUUAAACCAUUGGAUAUUGAUGGUCUUUCGGUUGAUGAUUUGAAGAAAAAAGCAUCACAACUUUGGGAUAUGAUCGUGCAAUUGGAAAGUGAAAAAUAUGAUCUUGAAGAACGUAAAAAACGACAAGAUUAUGACUUGAAAGAAUUGGCUGAACGUCAACGUCAAAUCAAUCGAAACAAAGCAUUGAAAAAAGGUCUUGAUCCAGAUGCUUUAUCGGGUAAAUUCCCACCGAAAAUAUUGACAGCAUCCAAAUAUGAACGACAAGUUGAUCGACGAACAUUCAACGACAAAAAGAGUUUGUUUGAAGGAGGCUACGAUGCUAUGGUCGAAGCACAAUUAGAAAAAAUGUGGCAAGAACGUGUUAAAGAAUUUAAGGAAAAGGAUAAAGCUUUGCCAAAAUGGGAUCCUGAGCAUCCGAAAAAUAAAGAAACCUAUGAACCUGGCGCACGAACAUACGAUGUUAAUGACGAAGAUGACAUUGAUUUGUUGGAUGCAUUCAUUAAACCUAUUGGUUUUCAAGAAGAAUCAACAGAUGGCGCUGAUUUCAAAAAUCAACAGAUGGCGCUGAAAACUCAAGAAAAAAAAGAAGAGGAGGAAGAGGAGGAAGAAGAAUCAGAAUACGAAGACGAAGACGACGAAUAAUAAUCUAGAAGAAUAAUCUUGAAAAAAAAAUUCAUUUAUCAAUGUUCUAUUUAUUUCUAUUGAAGUGUUCAA
Messenger RNA from Dermatophagoides pteronyssinus (European house dust mite), 1421 nucleotides. RefSeq names its product Troponin T, skeletal muscle (gene up). Gene Ontology annotation, cellular component: troponin complex. NCBI's taxonomy places the organism in Eukaryota, Metazoa, Arthropoda, Arachnida, Sarcoptiformes, Pyroglyphidae. The record is from RefSeq and is a predicted model, not a curated record. Gene Ontology annotation, biological process: muscle contraction; sarcomere organization; regulation of muscle contraction. Gene Ontology annotation, molecular function: tropomyosin binding.